This is a messenger RNA of Pyricularia oryzae 70-15, 2403 nucleotides long. RefSeq names its product peptide-N4-(N-acetyl-beta-glucosaminyl)asparagine amidase A. The record is from RefSeq and is a predicted model, not a curated record. The transcript is spliced from 2 exons. The coding region runs from base 1 to 2403 and encodes 800 amino acids. Lineage: Eukaryota; Fungi; Ascomycota; Sordariomycetes; Magnaporthales; Pyriculariaceae.
AUGGAGGCCACCAAAGAAGAUCUAGAGCAACAAAGACUCUUGCCGGAUUGUGAAGACCAGAAGGCACCAAUCGAAAAUGAGGCCACACCCAGUUCAAGCUCGCGUCGGAGACGACCGCCGCUGGUACCUCUUUUGCUGGUAAUAGGGAUAUUCUCUUUAUUACUGCUACCGACAAGAACUACUGUCGGAUGUCACAAGCUGCCUGCAGCUGCAGUAUCUACAUACAAUUCAACUGCAUCACCACCGGACCACUCCCAGUCCAGUGUCUCGUUGGUUCCCGAUAUAUGGGCACAAAACACGGUGCCAAAAGGCAAGGAGUCGCCUUCGUCGUCUUCACAUAUGGGGCGGGUAAUUUCAGCUAUUCGCAAUGCUGCUUCAAACGCCCUCCACAAACGCCAACUUGGGAUUCCAGGCCUCCCCGGGAUUCCAGGGCUCACAACCCCGCGGCGGCCAGUGCUGCAAUGCUUUGAGGUUUCCCAGCCGGUCCUCACUCCGGCGAAUAGUACGCGAGCCGGCGGUGCGCCGUGCUCAGCUCUGCUCAUGGAACACGUCUUUGCCUUCAGCUACGGCAAACCUUUUGUUGGAAACUACACGCCGCCCAACUGUGACUUCAACCGGGUAGUCAUGAAUUUCAGCGUGGUGUCGGCAGGGAGACAGUUCGACCGCCUUGCGCUUAUGUACUUGGGUGACACAGAAGUCUGGCGGACAUCGACGGCUGAGCCCACAGCCUCUCCAGGAAUUCACUGGGAGUACCACAGGGAUAUGACGCAGUACCUAUCUCUCUGGAAGAAGCCGCAGACGGUUAUAUUUGACCUAGGAAACCUGGUCAAUGCCAACUAUACAGCCUCCUUCAACACUACCUUGACGGCCACUUUCUUCAAGGAUGACGUUAAGACGGCCACCGCCCCGCCUGCCGACGUGAUCAUCCCGAUCACCGCACUCAACUAUAGUAGGAAUGAGGGUACGCCACUCAGCGUCUUCCUUCUUCCGGGAAUGAAUGCCAGCACCACUGUCAAGUCGUUCCCUCGCAAUGCCAAUCGUGCCGUGCUGGCGAUCCAAGCCAACGGCCAGGCGGCGGAGGAGUUUUGGUGGUCGAACCUCCUACAGAGUGACGUGGCUACCUUCAACGCCACCAACGGCAUGGCCCCGGGCAUGAGCCCCUUCCGCGAGGUCGCCGCCAUGAUCGACGGGAAGCUUGCCGGCUUUCAAUGGCCAUUCCCUGUCAUAUUCACCGGAGGAGUGGUUCCAACACUUCACCGGCCAGUGGUUGGGCUACAAGCUUUUAACCUUCGCGAGCACGAGAUUGACAUUACGCCGUGGCUCCCACUCUUAUGCGACGGAAAUCCCCAUACCUUUUCGUUUGACGUAAGAGGACUACUGGAUGACAAUGGUAAAAGCGGCACGUUGUCCAACAACAUUACCAGCAGUUGGUAUAUCACCGGAAAAGUCUUUGUCUGGCUGGAUGAUGAGGGUUCCAUCACCACAGGGAGCACCCCCGAGAUCCAAGGCGUGGAUCCCUCGAUCGACAUUUCGCAACACGCCAUAACCCGGGACCAGCGAGGUCGAAACCAGACUUUGACGUACAACGUCGCUGUCAAGCGUGAUUUUACCGUAAAGGCAAGGGUCAAGACGCAAAAGUCGAGCUUUGAAUCCGCCUGGAGACAGCGCCUAUCCUACGACAACAAGAACAACGUCACAAACUACGGCCAGGAUCAAGUCACAAGAUUUGGCGUCCUUGGAUCCGACACUGCCUUUUCCGACCAGAAAACAAUCUACGGCCAGGAUUACAACUAUCCACUGGCCGUCGACAUGCGGAUCCAAAACUCUCCGCAGACGGGCACCAUGACGCUGAGCGCCGGCAUGAACCAGGGCAUGACGUUCCAGAUCGCCGGCAGGUCCGUUUUCCCGGAUGGGCUCGAGGCUUUUGCGGGGACGCGGAACGACAAGAACUUUACCGCAAGCAUCCUCUCGACUUUCCGCGAAGGGUCGGCCACUUUCCAGCAGACCAUCAUCCCGGGCCGACCAUCCACCUCCACCGGCUCCGGGAACAUCAGGCAAGAAUUUUCGUUUGGGGGUAAUUUUGAACGGUACCCAGAAAUAUUCAACGCAACGGCGGGUAUCGGUUCGCAGCCGGACGUGAUGCUGUACUACCGGAACCUGACCGUCGCCAACAACGCUGUCACGCGUGAUCGUGAGACGAUUGCCGGUAGGAGGAACAACGAGGUCUCGUCUGCUACUGCUACUGCCCCGUCGGUGGAUAGGAACGUCGUGUCUGAGCCUGCGCCGGAUCAGGUCUAUUUCGAUGCUGCGUCGUCCAGGGAUGACUUUGCCGCGCCGAGGUUCCCGACCGCUGCGAAGUUUGGUGUAGGAUAUGGGCCGUUCAUGGAAAGGCGGUGGCAGUAG